Messenger RNA from Homo sapiens (human), 3725 nucleotides. RefSeq names its product gephyrin (gene GPHN). Gene Ontology annotation, molecular function: molecular adaptor activity; molybdopterin molybdotransferase activity; molybdopterin adenylyltransferase activity. The coding region runs from base 382 to 2859 and encodes 825 amino acids. The transcript has 26 exons. NCBI's taxonomy places the organism in Eukaryota, Metazoa, Chordata, Mammalia, Primates, Hominidae. Gene Ontology annotation, cellular component: postsynaptic specialization, intracellular component; cytoplasm; cytosol. The record is from RefSeq and is a predicted model, not a curated record. Gene Ontology annotation, biological process: neurotransmitter receptor localization to postsynaptic specialization membrane; synapse organization; protein localization to membrane.
CCUUUCCUCUCAGUCCUGCCAUCUAGCUGCCUUGGGUCUCGCGCUCCGCAGAGCGUUCCGACACUCUCCGGCCUCGUUCUGCCGCCUCCGCGCGCUCUCCCCGUGCGGCCACCGCGCCCCCCAAGCUUGCCUCCUUCUUGCCGGACUUGGGGCCGCGCGCCCUGACUCCUUCCCCUCCCGCGGACCCGCGCACUCCCGGCGCGGCCUCUCCCCCACGCAGGCCACCGUGCACUCUGUGGCCUCCCCCUCCUUCCCCGCUCUCCUCGCGCUUCUCUGGCUCCCUAGCUGUCGCGCUCUCCUCGGCGAGCGCGCUCCCGGCCCGCGCGCUCCGGGCUCCGGUUUCUCCCGGCUCCUGUCAGUGCGGUGACUGCGCUGGGAAACAUGGCGACCGAGGGAAUGAUCCUUACUAACCACGACCAUCAAAUCCGUGUCGGAGUCCUUACAGUGAGUGAUAGUUGCUUCAGGAAUCUUGCAGAAGACCGCAGUGGGAUAAAUCUCAAAGAUCUCGUACAAGAUCCUUCUUUGUUGGGUGGGACUAUAUCAGCAUACAAGAUAGUACCAGAUGAAAUAGAAGAAAUCAAGGAAACCCUGAUAGAUUGGUGUGAUGAAAAGGAACUUAAUUUGAUAUUAACAACUGGAGGAACAGGAUUUGCACCACGAGAUGUCACUCCAGAGAAAUUCCCAACAUUCCCAUUUUGUGGGCUCCAGAAAGGGGCCACAAAAGAAGUAAUAGAACGGGAAGCACCAGGGAUGGCCCUGGCAAUGCUGAUGGGAUCACUUAAUGUUACACCUCUGGGCAUGCUCUCUAGGCCUGUAUGUGGAAUCAGAGGGAAAACGCUCAUAAUUAACCUGCCAGGUAGCAAGAAAGGAUCUCAGGAAUGCUUUCAAUUCAUACUGCCAGCUCUACCUCAUGCCAUUGACCUUUUACGUGAUGCCAUUGUAAAAGUAAAGGAGGUGCAUGAUGAACUUGAAGAUUUGCCUUCCCCACCUCCCCCUCUUUCCCCUCCUCCUACUACCAGCCCCCAUAAACAGACAGAAGACAAAGGAGUUCAAUGUGAGGAAGAGGAAGAAGAGAAGAAAGACAGUGGUGUUGCUUCAACAGAAGAUAGUUCCUCAUCACAUAUAACUGCAGCAGCCAUUGCUGCCAAGAAGCAUCCAUUCUACACCAGUCCUGCUGUUGUCAUGGCACACGGUGAACAGCCCAUCCCUGGUCUCAUCAAUUAUUCCCAUCAUUCAACAGAUGAACGGAUUCCAGACUCCAUCAUUUCUCGUGGUGUUCAGGUGCUCCCACGAGACACAGCCUCCCUCAGCACUACUCCUUCAGAAUCGCCUCGUGCUCAGGCUACAUCUCGCCUCUCUACAGCUUCCUGCCCAACACCAAAACAAAUUAGACGGCCGGAUGAAAGCAAAGGAGUUGCUAGUAGAGUUGGAUCCCUCAAACUCCAUCGAAAGCUGGAGGAGCUCAGAGAUCACCUAGAAGGCAAUGUGAAAGGAUACUCUCUCAGAGUAAAUGUCCAGUCCAGGUGCAGCAGCAAGGAGAACAUUCUCAGAGCCAGUCACAGUGCUGUCGAUAUCACCAAGGUGGCUAGAAGACAUCGCAUGUCUCCUUUUCCUCUGACAUCUAUGGACAAAGCCUUUAUCACAGUCCUGGAGAUGACUCCGGUGCUUGGGACAGAAAUCAUCAAUUACCGAGAUGGAAUGGGGCGAGUCCUUGCUCAAGAUGUAUAUGCAAAAGACAAUUUACCCCCCUUCCCAGCAUCAGUAAAAGAUGGCUAUGCUGUCCGAGCUGCUGAUGGCCCAGGAGAUCGUUUCAUCAUUGGGGAAUCCCAAGCUGGUGAACAGCCAACUCAGACAGUAAUGCCAGGACAAGUCAUGCGGGUUACAACAGGUGCUCCAAUACCCUGCGGUGCUGAUGCAGUAGUACAAGUGGAAGAUACCGAACUUAUCAGGGAAUCAGAUGAUGGCACUGAAGAACUUGAAGUGCGAAUUCUGGUGCAAGCUCGGCCAGGCCAAGAUAUCAGACCCAUCGGCCAUGACAUUAAAAGAGGGGAAUGUGUUUUGGCCAAAGGAACCCACAUGGGCCCCUCAGAGAUUGGUCUUCUGGCAACUGUAGGUGUCACAGAGGUUGAAGUUAAUAAGUUUCCAGUGGUUGCAGUCAUGUCAACAGGGAAUGAGCUGCUAAAUCCUGAAGAUGACCUCUUACCAGGGAAGAUUCGAGACAGCAAUCGUUCAACUCUUCUAGCAACAAUUCAGGAACAUGGUUACCCCACGAUCAACUUGGGUAUUGUAGGAGACAACCCAGAUGACUUACUCAAUGCCUUGAAUGAGGGUAUCAGUCGUGCUGAUGUCAUCAUCACAUCAGGGGGUGUAUCCAUGGGGGAAAAGGACUAUCUCAAGCAGGUGCUGGACAUUGAUCUUCAUGCUCAGAUCCAUUUUGGCAGGGUUUUUAUGAAACCAGGCUUGCCAACAACAUUUGCAACUUUGGAUAUUGAUGGUGUAAGAAAAAUAAUCUUUGCACUACCUGGGAAUCCUGUAUCGGCUGUGGUCACCUGCAAUCUCUUUGUUGUGCCUGCACUGAGGAAAAUGCAGGGCAUCUUGGAUCCUCGGCCAACCAUCAUCAAAGCAAGGUUAUCAUGUGAUGUAAAACUUGAUCCUCGUCCAGAAUACCAUCGGUGUAUACUAACUUGGCAUCACCAAGAACCACUACCUUGGGCACAGAGUACAGGUAAUCAAAUGAGCAGCCGUCUGAUGAGCAUGCGCAGUGCCAAUGGAUUGUUGAUGCUACCUCCAAAGACAGAACAGUACGUGGAGCUCCACAAAGGCGAGGUGGUGGAUGUCAUGGUCAUUGGACGGCUAUGAUGGUCACCAGCAGGAGAAAGCUUUGAUGCAUGUCCACAUAUCAUUGACUGUAUCCUGUAAUAUGCAACGGCACAGCUAGUUUUCCCGAUUUGGAUAAAAGUUGAUCUGUAUAGUCAACAUCUUGAACUAUAUUUCAAAUGAAUUUAAAUAUCUUUUAAAGAAAAAAACACCUAAAAAUAAAUCUUAACAGAAAAUUCUGUUCUGAUUAUAUCAAGGCAAAUUUUUCCUUUCUUGCAAAUUGCUUUGUGUGUUCAAUGCUAGGUCUGAUAGCGAUAGCUUUUAGUAGACAGCGGUAGGUGCCUGCAGAACUUGUGUUUUUCUCAUCUUUAAAAUACAACUACUUAUGCUCUUAAAUCAAGGCUGUCUGCUUAUUUAUACUAGCGUAGGCAACACUUGGAUUUCCCUUCUUAGUAUGCUUCAUAACUGCUUUACAGAGAGCUUUUGCUUGUUCUUUCUCAUGUAUCUCGUGUUUAUGUGCACAGUGCCAAAAGAAGACUGACUGGGUGGAGGCUCUGCCUUGCCUCAAGAACCAUCCCCUGCAGAGCAUCCAGGGAGGUUUCUCGCCCCAAUAGCCUCACGGCACAGUACUCUUGGGCAGUAACUGGACACCUUUUAUUUGAAGAAACAAACUGAAGAAAAAAUGCUUCCUUAAGUGCUGACAGCCUUUUUAACCAAUACAUUUAAAAUUGUACAGAACAAAAAAAUAAAAUCAAAGACUGAUCUUGUACAGAUAUUAGUGUUACCAGCAUUCAUGUGGAAAUCAAGAGCAAAGACAAAAUAAUGUUAAACAAUUCUGUACCAUAACAUUUUCUGUAAUGAUACUGAAACUUAAUGAAUAAAAAAAUUCCUUGAUCAUUAUUUAAAAA